This is a messenger RNA of Perognathus longimembris pacificus (Pacific pocket mouse), 1589 nucleotides long. It is a transcript of the gene Znf385d, whose product is annotated as zinc finger protein 385D. The record is from RefSeq and is a predicted model, not a curated record. NCBI's taxonomy places the organism in Eukaryota, Metazoa, Chordata, Mammalia, Rodentia, Heteromyidae. Gene Ontology annotation, molecular function: nucleic acid binding; zinc ion binding. The transcript is spliced from 8 exons. The coding region runs from base 251 to 1438 and encodes 395 amino acids. Gene Ontology annotation, cellular component: nucleus.
GGCGCACGCUGCAACCGCCGGGGAUCGUAGCGCGCAGCGGCAGGCCGGCGGCAGACGCGCAUCCCGCGGAGGAGGAGGCACGCUCGGCGCGGCGCUCCCGGCUCUCCACGCCCGUCGCCGGGGACCGAGACAGCCACGGGGCCCGGGACGUGGCCACCGAGCGGAGCAUGAAACCGCUCUGCUCUGCGCGCCAGCCUGGAGUGCGAGCGGAUGCUGAUCACGCCGCGGUGGGAGCCCAGCGGUCCGAUUAAUGAGACACAUAAUGUAUUUUGGUGGUACAUGCCAGAGUCCUGCUCUCCCAGCCCUGGUCCGUCCACCAGCUCCCCCUUUGCAACCAUCGCUGGAUAUAAAACCAUUUCUUUCUUUUCCACUUGACACGACAGCUGCGGUCAACCUCUUCCCAAAUUUUAAUGCAAUGGACCCGAUUCAGAAAGCUGUAAUAAAUCAUACGUUUGGAGUUCCUCUUCCUCAUCGAAGAAAGCAAAUCAUAUCAUGCAACAUUUGCCAGUUGAGAUUUAAUUCUGAUAGCCAGGCUGCGGCCCACUACAAAGGCACGAAACAUGCCAAGAAGGUCAAAGCACUGGAAGCCAUGAAAAAUAAGCAGAAAUCUGUAACUGCCAAGGACAGCGCAAAGACUACCUUCACCUCCAUCACUACCAAUACCAUCACUACCAGCUCUGACAAAACAGACAAUACCACAGGGACAUCGGCAAUAUCAACGACGACAAGUGUGGAGAUUCGCAAAAGCAGUGUUAUGACAAGUGAGAUCACCUCUAAGGCAGAAAAAAGCCCCACGACAGCCAGCGGCAAUAGCUCAUGUCCUUCCACAGAGACAGAGGAGGAAAAGGCAAAACGACUGCUUUACUGUUCCCUAUGCAAGGUUGCUGUCAACUCAGCCUCACAGCUGGAGGCGCACAACAGUGGUACGAAGCACAAAACCAUGCUAGAAGCCCGGAAUGGAAGUGGAACUAUCAAAGCCUUUCCUCGGGCAGGAGUGAAAGGCAAAGGACCUGUUAACAAAGGAAACACGGGGCUGCAAAACAAAACGUUCCACUGUGAAAUCUGUGAUGUGCAUGUCAACUCGGAAACCCAACUGAAACAGCACAUUAGCAGUCGAAGGCACAAAGACAGAGCGGCUGGAAAGCCCCCGAAACCGAAGUAUAGUCCUUACAACAAGCUUCCUAAGGCAGCACAUCCACUGGGGGUAAAACUAGUGUUUUCAAAAGAACCUUCGAAGCCAUUGGCUCCCCGAAUUCUUCCGAACCCCCUAGCAGCUGCAGCAGCUGCUGCUGCUGUGGCAGUGAAUUCUCCCUUCAGUCUUCGAACUGCCCCUGCAGCAACUCUGUUCCAGACCUCUGCCCUGCCUCCUGCACUUCUGCGACCAGCUCCCGGACCCAUUCGGACCGCCCAUACUCCAGUGCUGUUUGCUCCUUACUGAAUUCCAAAUUGGAGUCACUGUACUGCAAUAAUUUUUCACAAAACAAAACAAAAGAGAACUAUGCAGUGUUUAUUUAUAGCUUAAAGCAUAUCUGAAGAGCCAGGACUUUUGAUAGUGAAUUGAAAAGAUUAUUUAAAAGGGGGAAUGGGUA